Messenger RNA from Sorex fumeus (smoky shrew), 962 nucleotides. It is a transcript of the gene CHAC1, whose product is annotated as ChaC glutathione specific gamma-glutamylcyclotransferase 1. The record is from RefSeq and is a predicted model, not a curated record. The transcript has 4 exons. Bases 1 to 882 code for a protein of 293 amino acids. Gene Ontology annotation, molecular function: glutathione specific gamma-glutamylcyclotransferase activity; gamma-glutamylcyclotransferase activity. Gene Ontology annotation, cellular component: cytoplasm. Gene Ontology annotation, biological process: glutathione catabolic process. NCBI's taxonomy places the organism in Eukaryota, Metazoa, Chordata, Mammalia, Eulipotyphla, Soricidae.
AUGAAGCUGAACCAAUCAACGGGCGUGCUGGCUGCCGUGGGCGGGGCCUCUCGGCCGGAGGGUUUAAAGGGCGCCCCAGCAAAGGCCACUCAGCUGGAGCGUCUAAGCGGUGCCAGGCCAGGUGUGCGCGCCCGUCGGUCCUUCCGUGCCCGCGCCGGAGACCAGCCUCGGAGGCCGCCUGGGCCCGUCCCUGUGCCCGGCACCAUGAAGCAGGAGCCCCAGGAUACGCCGCUUGCCUCGUCGGCCGCUUCGCCGCCCCCUUCACCAUCCGCGCAGUCUCCUCAGGAAGACGACGGGGACCCCCAAGAUCUGUGGAUUUUCGGGUAUGGCUCUCUGGUGUGGAGGCCCGACUUCGCCUACAGUGACAGCCGUGUGGGCUUCGUGCGCGGCUAUAGCCGCCGCUUCUGGCAAGGAGAUACCUUCCACCGGGGCAGCGACAAGAUGCCUGGCCGAGUGGUGACCCUUCUUGAAGAUCAUGAGGGCUGUACCUGGGGUGUGGCAUACCAGGUCCGAGGCGAGCAGGUAAAUGAAGCGCUCAAGUACCUGAAUGUUCGAGAAGCAGUGCUUGGAGGCUACGAUACCAAGGAAGUGACCUUCUACCCCCAAGAGACCCCUGACCAGCCUCUCAAGGCACUGGCCUACGUGGCCACACCACAGAAUCCUGGUUACCUGGGCCCUGCACCUGAGGAGGCCAUUGCUAUGCAAAUCCUGGCCUGCCGCGGUUUCGCGGGCCACAACCUUGAGUACUUGCUGCGCCUGGCAGACUUCAUGCAACUUUGUGGGCCCCAAGCCCAGGAUGAGCACCUGGCGGCCAUCGUGGACGCUGUGGGCACCAUGCUGCCUUGUUUCUGCCCCACCGAGCAGGCUUUGGCACUGGUCUGAGCAGGUGUACCACUGUGGGGGGCAUGCCCACACAGAUGUAGGGACCGGGUUCCCACCUCAGUGCACACAGACUGCAGACU